AUGCCUGAGCUUGGGCAGAAGCGGAAAUGCUUGGACGGCGCGAUUCUUCCUGACAUGAAGUUUCGACGGAUGCGUGGGAAGGUCCCCAAGAAGCAGCAGCGAGCUCUCGCUUUGGUGCCCUUGCCUUCGAAAUCAGGCAUUAAGGAUGAGCCCCAAGUUGACUUGAAGCUAUUACCACCUGGCACAUUUACGGACUAUUUGCGACUUCUGCGACAAAAGCAUCCACGGGAGAAGCUGUCCUUGAAGCUUUUCCUGAAGGUGUGGGGUCAAAGCUUUGCUCAUCGACUGGGCAUAAGGCCACCAUCACAGCAUUCAACAUGCGGAAUUUGCAAGAAGCACAAGAUGCUGCUGAAGCGCAUAUCGAAUGAACGAGCACGCGCAGGGCAGACGCAGGAGUAUGUCCGGCGCUUGAAGCGGACUUACGCUGAUCGAGUCUGUUACUGGACAUCACGGGCCACGUCGCGACUCCUUUUUCUGCCGUGUGGACGGCGAAGCUUCACGAUGAUAACUGACGCUAUGGACAAAUCAAAAUUCAAGUUUCCAAGGUCAAGGGUAAUAUGCUCGAAGGAGUUUCAGACCUUCGCUCGGCCAGCCCUGGACAUGUCGACCAUCAUCACUCACGGUCACAAUUGCGUCAUUGCUGUCAGUGGCCCCCCACUUGAAGAAGGACGCAUCGUGGGUGGUGGACCUAUUGUCCCAUGCGAUACACCGCUUGGCAGGGAAGUACAACGUCAGGGAAGCAGAAUUCAUUGUCCAAUCGGACAACUGCGGGAAGGAGACGAAGAACAAUGUUCUCCUCCAUUUUUGUGGCCUGAUGACAGCACUCAAGAAGAUAUAUCGCAUUGA
Messenger RNA from Durusdinium trenchii, 846 nucleotides. NCBI's taxonomy places the organism in Eukaryota, Dinophyceae, Suessiales, Symbiodiniaceae. The record is from the annotation of a GenBank genome assembly.